Brienomyrus brachyistius is the source of this 2984-nucleotide messenger RNA. RefSeq names its product sphingosine 1-phosphate receptor 1-like. The transcript is spliced from 2 exons. The record is from RefSeq and is a predicted model, not a curated record. Gene Ontology annotation, molecular function: sphingosine-1-phosphate receptor activity. Gene Ontology annotation, cellular component: membrane. Gene Ontology annotation, biological process: G protein-coupled receptor signaling pathway. NCBI's taxonomy places the organism in Eukaryota, Metazoa, Chordata, Actinopteri, Osteoglossiformes, Mormyridae. Bases 397 to 1581 code for a protein of 394 amino acids.
AGGAGAUGGAAGACCUGCCCACUUCAAGUCUAGUCCUGCCUCGGUCUUCUGUAAUGCCAAUUCAGUUCCUCUGCGACCUUUUUGUGCAACUUUUGAAAAACGUCUGCUCUGGACAUGAAACACUUUUUCAGAUCGUGAAAGCCCUCUGGUGGACAAUAGAAGCCCGUCUACAAUUCAAGCAAGCGGACAGGCGAUGCAUCUUGGCAUGGAUCUGUCCGGCUUCGUCCGAAUCAUAUUUCUGUCCCCAUGCUGAAGUCUAUAAAACGGACAUCUGGAAAUUGUGUGGAAACUGCGGGUGGAUUUAUGAUGGAACAAUCGCUGAUUAUGUGACGAUGACCAGAACUAGUGGGAAAACAAUUUUCACGUAAAUAACAGGGUUCAGCCCCAUACUGUGCAAUGGCUUUCACCCGCCCCACCUACUGUACUGACCCCCCUCCAGUCUUAUCCAAAAAUCUUCCAGCUGGGUACCUCUUCCGCAUGUUCCGUGAGUACCACAACAACUCUGUCAUCAUGGAACAUUACAAUUUCACCGGCAAGCUCAGCAACGACAAGUACCGAGAUGGCCUGAAGCCCGAAGCGAUUUCGUUUCUGAUCAUCUGCCUGCUGAUUGUGCUAGAGAACACCAUCGUUUUAGUCACCAUUUGGAAGAACAAGAAGUUCCAUGUGCCCAUGUACUACCUGUUGGGCAAUCUGACGUUCUCCGACCUGCUGGCAGGGUUCACCUACAUGGUCAACAUCAUUCUUUCGGGUGCCAAGACGCUCAGACUGACCCCGGUGUUGUGGUUCCUUCGCGAGGGCGGCGUCUUCAUCACCCUCGCCGCCUCCAUCGUCAGCCUCUUGGCCAUCGCCAUCGAGCGGCAUGUCACCAUGGUCAAGAUGAAGCCGUACCAGGGCACCAAGAGGGGGCGCAUGUUUGCUCUGAUCGGAGCCAGCUGGCUGCUCUCCGUGUUCCUGGGGGUGUUCCCCAUAAUCGGGUGGAACUGCAUAGGCAGUCUGGACAGCUGCUCCACAGUGCUACCGCUCUACGCCAAAAGCUACAUCCUCUUCUGCAUCACCGUGUUCAGCACGGUGCUCCUGGCCAUCACGGCACUGUACGCCCACAUCUUCCGCAUCGUGCGCGCCAACACGCAGCGGCUGGGUGCCCUCCGCGCCGGCCAGGCCCGCAAAUCACGCAAGUGCAUGGCACUGCUGAAGACAGUGACCAUCGUGCUGGGCGUCUUCAUCGCCUGCUGGCUUCCACUCUUCGUGCUGCUGCUGCUGGACGUGUGCUGCCAGGCGCGCCAGUGCGGCAUCCUCUUCAAGGCGGACUACUUCCUGGGCCUCGCCAUGGUGAACUCACUGCUCAACCCCAUCAUCUACACGCUCACCAGCAGGGACAUGCGGAGAGCCAUCGUGCGCCUCCUCUGCACUCGCUGCCUCGUCACCAAGGAGGGCCGCAUCAAGAAAAUCGCCCUCCCCUUAUUCGAGUGCAGCACCAGUAAAAUGGAGAUGACCUCUCACCAGCAGGGGGGCUUGGACACCACUGUCUCCACAGGCAACAUCUACACAUCCCCAGUGAAGGACCCCCAACCCAAAUCGUGAGUCUGGUCCAAGGGCGUAGAUAUGGGUAUGGACAGUAAGGACAUGUUAGAGGACCAUGUGUGUUUAGGGCUGGGGCUGAUUUGGUUCCUUCCAGCAUUGAAACCAAACCUACACCCGUGAUCUGGGCCCCCAGUGGAUUCAAAUGUACUGGGACAUGAGGUAGGAAUUCGAGACAGGGAAGGGGGAUCAGCCACAUACUUUUUGUUAUAAAUUAUUUGCUGGAGUGACUCACAGAAAACUGAAUAACUAACUGCAUGGAUGUUUUUAAAGAAAUGAACAGUGUACCUGCCGUGAUUAAACUUCAGUGUAUUAAAAGCGGGACACUGGACCAUGGGCAUCAUUAGGUUCCGGUCACCUGGGGCUACAGCCCCAAGCAUUUCAAACCUGAGGCUAAUCUUUUUUGCAAAAAACAAAAAGUCAAGCCAUAAGCAAGCCUGACAGCCCCUGAUCUUUUCAAAAGCUAGAAACGCCUCUGCACUUGACACAUAACUAAGCGCCGAGUGAACAAAUAAAAUUAUCGCGCACUGUGAAAAAGUCACUUUGGCCUCAUACAGCUGGGCGUCGAUUCAUUUUGGUCCUUUUCUGACUGUGCUGAGCUUUUCUGAUCCCGCAGACCCUGAAAUUAGGGAAAAGGGAAAACAGCAGCUUUACAUUCUAUUAUAACAAUGGACAGGGUUGAAAGACGAAUAAACAAAAUCAUUCACCCAUGAAGGAAAGGAAACGACCAAGAUCAAUAAAGCAAUAAUUAGCCUGUUUUAACACUGCAGCAACUUCACACAUAGCAAAGUAGAGGAGGCACACCCGUAUUUUCUGAUUUAAAUUAGUCAUAAACGUACACAAAUUUCCAUGCACUUGUACAAGGAGCGGCGUCAUCAGCCCUUGAAUCAAAGUUUGAUCUUUUAUUGCAUUACACUGAAUUUGGUAGCGGUUUGUGCCAGGACCGAUUCUAAGAUGUCAGACUCGGUCCCCAGACGAAACACAGGACACGAAAACCAGCCCCCCUCCCUCGUCCCACACAAUUAAAACUUCACGAGAGGCGUGGGGGGUUCCCCACCGUACAUUUUGCCGAACUGGGAGGGGAUGAAAUAUAUUCGAAAGUACGGGACAAACCGCUAAAUGGUUUUAGAAAAAAGUAUUUUUCUGGUCUGAGGGAAAAAAGAUGCUGAAAAAAUGGAUAGAUCAAAAUCACCAACGGUUUGAGUCUUUAUGUUUGGCUGUGUGACACAAAAAUGAAUUACAGUUGUACUCCGUCUGAAUAUUUUUAGCGAGAUAUAUAAUGUGGGAUUCCAGGUUCCGGAUACCUGUGUAUGAAUACAACUAGAUAACGCUUAUAACUGUGUAAAUAAAAGUUUUAUCUCUUCGUUCAUAAUAUAUUAUUUUCAUAGUAAAAUAUUUACAAAAUA